AUAGCGCGACCGUGCCUCGCCGAAGCGCAGAUGGCGUGACUGCAGUGGUAUCUGACUGAAAUCAGAAGAUGAGUGACCGUGGGGAUGAAGAGGAGAGGCGAGCAUCGCGUGCAGCAAAGUAUAAAGAGUGUGAUGAUGCAAGGGGAAGAACACAAGAACACUCUGAACCCUACGCUGGAGCCACGUUGGGAGCUUUAAACCUGCCCAAAUGGCCAUCUCAUGGUGAACUCUCAGAGACUCAGUAUGAACACCUGGCAUCAGAACUGAAGUCAAACCCUGAGCUGAAAGAACUGGAUCUGAGGAGAAACACUCUGAACGAGUCAGGAGUGGAGCUGCUGUGUGCUGCACUGGAAAGCCCAAACUGCAGACUGCAGACCCUGAGACUGAGGGGCAGCAUCGUGUCUGAAAGAUGUUGUGCUUCACUGGCCUCAGCUCUUAAAUCGGACCCGUCUUAUCUAAGAGAACUUGACUUGAGUGAAAUCAAGAACCUGACGGAUUCAGGAGUGAAGCUGUUGGCUACAGGACUGGGGAGUCCACACUGCAGACUAAGGACUUUGAGACUGGCUGACUGUAAGUUAUCAGAGAGCAGUUGUGGUUCUCUGCUCUCAGCUCUUCAGUCCAACCCGUCCUAUCUGGAAGAGUUGGACCUGAGUGGAAACAGUGUGGAGGACUCAGGAGUGGAGCUGCUGUGUGUCCUGCUGAAGAAUCCACUGUGUUUUCUAAACACUCUGAGACUGUGCUCCUGUGGCUUAACAAAGAACAGUUGUAAUUCUCUGGCCUCAGCUCUGAAGUCCAGACCUUUUUUUCUUCAAGAACUAGACCUGAGUCAAAAUCAGCUACAAGAUAUUGGGAUCAUGUUGCUCUCUGAUAGAUUGAAGAGUGACUGAAGUACAUCAUUUAGUUUAAGUAUUUUUGUGUUCAAAGUGUCGUCUCCCUGCAGGUUGAGAUCUUGUCUGCUCUCAGACUCUGGCUGUAUCGCUCUGGUCUCAGCUCUGGAGUCUCAGCUCCCUCAUCUCAUGGAGGUGGACCUCAGUGGAAAUGAGCUGCAGGAGAGAGGAAAGAGAGACCUGCUUGGACUUGU
Molecule: messenger RNA, 1081 nt
Organism: Mugil cephalus (flathead mullet)
Lineage: Eukaryota; Metazoa; Chordata; Actinopteri; Mugiliformes; Mugilidae
Product: NACHT, LRR and PYD domains-containing protein 12-like
Exons: 6
Coding region: 69-887 (272 amino acids)
Molecular function (GO): protein binding
Source: RefSeq, a predicted model, not a curated record